UUCACCAACACGUGUGCAUGUGUGCGAGCCCACUCGUGGCACCCGACUAUGACGGCUCGUAGAUUUGACAGCUAGCUCAAUGCGGGUUCAGACGUUCAUUAUACGCCGACCAACGUAAUUUUCGUGACAGUUUAUUUACGUGCGACAAGGACAGUGAAUUGUGCUGAAGUUUGAACAAAUUCGGAGUGCUUAAAAGUGGUUGUUUGUAUUGUUUACCCGCGAACUUGAACUUGGGCGAUACUAUUUCUGCCCAAUUUGCCGAUUGAUUUGUGACAUGCCCCGUCUGGAAAGCUUAUGAUGUCCUCAAUUAGAUGCGCUCCGCUGGAAAUCAGUUCGAGGGGCUACAGUAUGAAUAAAAUAUCGUCUGCGGUUUGGUGGUCCCAACUAGACCGAAUGAUAUUAUUAACUUGGACGAGUGGAAAAAAAUAAAUUAUCCACUCUAAUAAGAACGCGAAAGACAAGCUAAAUCAAUUAUGUCAAGGAAAAGGUGAUAUAUUCUGAAACUUUAGUUGCAUUUAUUUUCUAAUUUAUUAUGUGGACAAUAUAAUAUUUUUAUACAAACAGUGCAAACUAAGUAGUGUUUAACAGAGAUUGAGUGAUAUGUUAAUAUUUUUAUACAAAAUUUUAUAAAUUCGUAAGGAAGCAAAUUGGAUAUUUUACACAUUAGAUUCGCCGAGGAACCGAUGAAGAGACACCGUCCGUUGGCACCGCGUGAAACGCCAGUGAGACCGAUCGCUGUCGUGUAGUGAAUGGAAUCCGAAGUGUUUGUGUGGUGACCAAACGGUGGUAGUGUCGGCCCGAGCGGCCGAGUAUCUGCGACGGAAGAUACGGACGCGAGCCACGCGGGCUGUGGGCCCGCGAUGAGCGCCAACAAUUGCGACAGCAUGACAUAUUUCUCCAACGCAUACAUGCCGGACAUGAGGAACGGAGGAGGGCAUGAACACCAGCAGGCGCAUGCGCACUACGGCGCGGUGCCGCAGCAAGGGCAUGAGAUGGAGGGCUGCGACCAGCAGCUCAGGCCCGCACAGCACCACUAUCCAGCGCAGCCGGCGCCAGGAAUGCCAUACCCUAGGUUUCCACCUUACGACCGAUUGGGUUAUUAUCAGCAAAUGGAACAGAAUGGCUAUCGGCCCGACAGUCCGUCCCAGAUGGGGCACAUGGGUCCGAAGUCGGACGGAUACGGUCCUAAUGGUCACCAGCCCCCUGCGCCUGCGGUGUACACGUCGUGUAAGUUACAGGCGGCGGCAGCGACGGCAGGUGGCGUGCCGGGCAGCCCGCCGCUCGAACAGGCGCAGCAGAUGCCGCACCAUAUGCACCCGCAGCAGCACAUGGUGCAGCACGGCGUGCCCCCACACCAGCAGCACCUCAUGUACCCGGUGGACGACAUGCAGCAUCAGACACAGAUGCCCCCCAUGCACCAGCAGUCCAUGCACGCGCAGCAACCUCCUCCUCAGCAACCUCCGCCGAACACCAACGCGUCGCUGCCUAGUCCACUCUACCCUUGGAUGCGGAGUCAAUUCGAGAGGAAGCGGGGGCGACAGACCUACACGCGGUACCAGACGCUCGAGCUGGAGAAGGAGUUCCACUUCAACCGGUACCUGACGCGGAGGAGACGGAUCGAGAUCGCGCACGCGCUCUGCCUCACGGAGCGGCAGAUCAAGAUCUGGUUCCAGAACCGGCGCAUGAAGUGGAAGAAGGAAAACAAGACCAAAGGCGAGCCGGGAUCCGGAGACGAGCCGGACAACAUGAGUCCGCCCACCUCGCCACAAUAAAGGCCUCCUUUAGCUUAGUCCAAAGCCCACGUGACUGACCGAUCCUCUCAGAUUUCAUCCACUCAUUCCAGAAAGUUGUAUCCAUUUGGUUCCGAACUUUAAAUUUACUUUGAAAUACUUCGACGAACUGAUAAAUCUGAAACGAUCGGUCUAGGGCUGAAGUUACUAGAACAGUUUAAUUUGUAUAAAUUGUAUGUUGGACUUUUCAUGAUAAUAUUACAUUAUAACUAAUACGUAACUUAGUGAUUUCGCAUAAAGAGUAAUGAUAGUGUGAUGAAGAGAUUUUUACAGUUGUUAAGUAUAAAUUAAUUUAUAGAACAAUCUCAAUACCAAUAAUUACCAAAAAGGCAGUGUAUAUGGUUAGUAAACUGCAUCGACAUUUGCAUAAUGUGAUUAUAGUCGGAUAAUGUUCUGUUGGGAAAUUUGAAAUUGUCACUAUUUAUUUGAAACAUUGGUUACUUACGUACUUAUACAAUUUUCAUAAAGAGCUUGACGUUAUGUUUUUCAUAGAAAAUACUACUUCUAAUUAAUUUCUCCCUAUAAUUUCUGUUAAAAACGUAAAUUUUGCUGAUCCCAUUUUACAGUCUCUCAUUGUAAAACUCAAGCUCUUUGUGCAAAACUAAUUAAGGAAAAAUCUUCCAUAAUUUUGAAUCACAAAACCACAAGGACCUCUUAUAAUUAACCAUUGAUAAGAAGGCAAUUAGUAUGGAUAUUGUUAUUAUUUAAUAUAUUUGAUGUUUUAUUUCUUAUAAGCUAUGGAAAUGCUAUUCUGUACAUAAAUACAAGAUAAUUUUUAGAAUUUAUAUGUACAAUUGUUUUAGUGUGAAUACUAUUAUUGAGAUUAAUUUGAGAAACAACGAUAAGUUCGGGUUAUAUUCAAGUGAUUGCGUUCAGUUUGUGAAUCUUCUGAAUUCUGACUCUGCAUGUAUAUGUAGGUUGGGAAGGCCAGUUAUACAAGUGCAAUGUAUACGAUUUUUCGAUGACACAUAUACGUAAAUAAUACUGAUAAUAAACGUCAUAGGAAAUCUAUUAUUAUUGUAAAUGUUACGAGAGUGAAGCUUAUAAUUUAGAUGAAGACAUUUAUCGAGAUCAUCAAAUAUUCUUUGAUAAACUUCUACUACAUGGACAAAAUGAAUGUUGUGCCAUUCAAUGGAGAUAAAUAUCUAAAAGACAUCUCGGACUUGAUAUACGUAAACAUAGACAAUCACUAAUUUAUAAAGAAACAAAGUUACCUUCAGUUGUAAGGGCAGAAAAACUUAAUUAUUUCUCUUAUUUGAAUCUUAUAUGGGAUGUAGGUAUGAUGUUACGUGUACACAGUAUACCAAAGUUAGGAAAUAAACUGCUGGUAGUUCAAUGUUGUACGAAUGCAGUGUCUGUGGAAGAGCAGGCUUCUUCAUCACUUGGCGUUUCAUAUACAAGUCUCGUCGAGACAUUUUAGGAGAAGGUAUUUUUAUAAAAUCAUUGCCUAAGGAAACCAAUAUACGUAAAGAAAAUAUCGAACAUAAUAUAUUUACUCGUAACACGAUAGUUGUACGACUAAUAUUAAUAUUGGAGAGUGAAAUUGGAAGGUUGAGCUACGUCAGGAUCCAAGUUAUACGUUUUUCGUAAUAAUGUAAACUAUUUGUAAAUUAAUUUUUCACAUAGAUUGUAACUAGUGAAUGUUUUAUAAGAAAUCAGUGAGCCGGUUUCAUUUUAUACAUAUUUUUUUUUAUUUUGUGCUGUGUUCGUUAAGUAAAUGUAAAUUGUAAUAAUUGUAUAUUGUCGAUAUAUUCAAUAUUUAUUUAUUGAUUCACUAGGUUCUUGCUUAACUAAGUUCGCUUUCACAUACUUCUUUUUUUAGACGAUUGGGUAAAGUUUUAUAAUUUAAAGAGCUGUCUGGCUGGGAUGCAUUUUGUUAAUAUUAUUUAAUGUUUGCUCAAGUAUCUCAUGUUUAUGUUGUAAAUUUAUUUCUAGCGGUAAGCAUUGUUUCGUCUUAUGUAACUUUUUAAAAGUAGAUUGUACCUAUGCAUGUUCAUCUUUUAUCGAUGACUUUAUAGAUUACCCUCAGUAAUAACCCCAGUGCAAUUUGAACUAAAAUAUCUAAUUUGUCCCUUGCCAGAUAGAAACUACAAGCUUUGGUUUGUAAAAUUUGUAAUUGGGUAAAAUUAGGUUUACGGAAAAUUACGAUUAAGUUACGAAUGUUAGGUCUACUGAACUGUCCUUAAAUUUUCAAAAAAUAGGUCUGUAGAGAAAUAUGGGAACCUAAUUUGAACGAUUUUAUUUACCAUUAUGUCCUAUCGAUUCAAAAUUUAUGAAAUAUAACUAUAAAUUAGUAACUUAAUAAGGUUAGGCGAGACGAUAUUGUCAUAAAUAUAUAAAUACAUGAAAUUAAUAAAGCAUAAUGAUUGUA
Pectinophora gossypiella (pink bollworm) is the source of this 4161-nucleotide messenger RNA. Its product is annotated as homeotic protein antennapedia-like. The record is from RefSeq and is a predicted model, not a curated record. Gene Ontology annotation, molecular function: DNA-binding transcription factor activity, RNA polymerase II-specific; RNA polymerase II cis-regulatory region sequence-specific DNA binding. Gene Ontology annotation, biological process: anterior/posterior pattern specification; negative regulation of transcription by RNA polymerase II. Bases 861 to 1772 code for a protein of 303 amino acids. The transcript is spliced from 3 exons. Gene Ontology annotation, cellular component: nucleus. NCBI's taxonomy places the organism in Eukaryota, Metazoa, Arthropoda, Insecta, Lepidoptera, Gelechiidae.